Molecule: messenger RNA, 930 nt
Organism: Manduca sexta (tobacco hornworm)
Lineage: Eukaryota; Metazoa; Arthropoda; Insecta; Lepidoptera; Sphingidae
Exons: 4
Coding region: 358-915 (185 amino acids)
Molecular function (GO): DNA binding
Source: RefSeq, a predicted model, not a curated record
GCGAUCGUCGUCAAAUCGUAUAAUUUAUGAAUAUCUCAAAUUCACCAACACGAGUCAAAAAACAUAUUAUGAUGAUUGAUGAUGAUCACUUGAAUAACACUUUAUCAUCCCAAUUAAGAAAAAAAAUAAUAACUUACAUUUAUUUCGAUAAAAAAAUCGCGUUAUAGACAAAUAAACAUCACUAAAGUAAGCUUUCCCAUAAAUUAUUUGUCAAAUAAGUUUUAGCUACCUUGCCGUACAAGUUGCAGAAAACACGGUGAAGAUUAUCUUCGACAAUUAUUUAUAAUUCGAUAAAUAAGGGCAUAUAAAAGGAUCUAGGUGCGUGGUUUAAAUUCGCCGGCAUGAUUUUACACAGAAAUGUCAGAGAUAAAGUAUAAAAAUCAAAUUCUGGCUGCAAUAGAUCAUUUGCGCUCUCGAAAAUCGCGUCCAGAUGCAAACAGGAUUUGUAAGUUUAUGCUGAAGUGUUAUAAAGUACCACCAAAAGAUACAAAAGCAGAUCUAAAGCGUUGUUUAAAAGAAAAAAGUAUAUUUAAAGUUGACUAUAAAGAUAAUGUAAGCUACAGGAACGCUGCGAAGUGGCGAAAAAAAUCCAACAAAAAUACUAGUAUGGCGUCUGCAAUUGGUACAAGUGAACGUAGAAUCAUAACAUCAGCUAUAGCUACUCUAAUUUAUCAAGAUCAAAGUUACUUAGAAAAUGGGAUUGCAUUUGAGGAUCUUAUUAAAGCUGCAGCAUCACAAGAGUCAAAAUAUUCUAAGAAACAACUAGAAGUUAUCGUCAACAAGGAGUUGUCGCCUGGCAGCCUUGUAAAGUUGCAAAAUGGUAAUUUGGCUCUGGGUCCAGCUGAUCAUGAUGGUGAUAGUUCUGACAGUUUUAAAUUUGAAUGUGUGGAUUCCAAUACUAAGGUACAUACUUAAUAUAUCAGUUAUAAA